AUGGCUUUCAGACAAUUGAAAGGUAUUCAAGAACUAGAUGUUUCUAGGAACAACUUGUCUAGACAAAUUCCAAGGUUUCUUGGGGAGUUUCGGUUCUUUCAAUAUCUCAAUCUUUCCUACAAUAUGUUUGAUGGUGAAGUUCCGAAUGGAGGAGUUUUCACAAACAUUAGUGCCUUCUCAAUUGUUGGAAAUACUAUUCUUUACGGGAACAGAAGGUCAAGACAACAAGUCAAUUUAGCCUCACAGUUGAAAAACCAAUAUCCACAACUCUCUUAUGGAGAACUUUUUCAAGCAACCAGUGGAUUCUCUGCAGCCAACUUAAUUGGUAAGGGAGGACAUGGUUAUGUCUAUAAGGGGAUUCUCAACUCGGAUGAACAAAUUUUUGCUGUGAAAGUACUCAACCUACAUGAAUGUGGAGCACACAAGAGUUUUGUAACAGAAUGUGAAGCACUGAAGAACAUUCACCACCGAAAUCUUGUCAAGAUAAUUACAGCUUGCUCAAGCAUUGAUUUUAAAGGCAACGACUUCAAGGCUUUGGUCUUCGAGUUCAUGGAAAAUAGGAGAUUAGAAAAUUGGUUACACCCAAGUCUUUUAGAGCAACAUGAACCUAAGAACUUGAACUUUGUUCAAAGGCUAAACAUUGCCAUUGAUGUGGCAUGUGCAUUGGAUUAUCUUCACCAUCAUUGUGAAAUGGCUUUUAUUCAUUGUGAUUUAAAACCAAGUAAUAUUCUUCUUGAUGGUGAUUUGUGUGCCCAUAUUAGUGAUUUUGGCUUGGCAAAGAUUUUUUCAGCAACCAAUGGAAUUUCUAUUCAUCAGCAAUCAAGUUCAAUUGGGAUUAGAGGAACAAUUGGCUAUGUUGCCCCAGAGUAUGGUAUGGGUGAGGAGGUAUCAACGCAAGGUGAUAUGUACAGUUAUGGAGUGUUACUACUAGAAAUGUUCACAGGAAAAGGACCAACUAGUAACAUGUUUACAGGUAAUGUAAAGCUCCAUAGCUAUGUAAAAAUGUGUCUUCCAGAGCAAGUAAUGCAGAUCGUUGAUCCCAAAAUCAUAUUGGAAAUGGAAGAGGAGCCAAGUAGGAGCAUGCAAAGUAGUACAACCAACAUUUCUAAACUAGAGGCUUGCCUAGUACUAGUCUUUCAAAUUGGAGUUUCAUGUUCUGCUAAAAUGCCGAGUGAAAGAAUGAGUGUGAAAGAUGUUCUCAAAGAGCUACACAAGAUUAGAAAUGUAUUUCUUGGGGGUUAG
Camellia sinensis is the source of this 1242-nucleotide messenger RNA. The record is from RefSeq and is a predicted model, not a curated record. Lineage: Eukaryota; Viridiplantae; Streptophyta; Magnoliopsida; Ericales; Theaceae.